Molecule: messenger RNA, 1565 nt
Organism: Vicia villosa (hairy vetch)
Lineage: Eukaryota; Viridiplantae; Streptophyta; Magnoliopsida; Fabales; Fabaceae
Product: provicilin-like
Exons: 6
Coding region: 52-1380 (442 amino acids)
Source: RefSeq, a predicted model, not a curated record
AUCAUCUCAUCAUCCAUAGUAAGCAAAAGUGACACACUAAUUCAAAUCAACAUGGCUUCUACUACGAUCAAACUCUUAAUGCUGUUGGAAAUUGCUUUCCUAGCAUCGGUUUGUGUCUGUUCUACAUCCGAUCAAGAGAAUCCUUUUAUCAUUAAGUCUAAUAAGUUUCAAACUCUUUAUGAGAACGAGAAUGGUUACAUUCGUCUCCUCCAAAGAUUUGAUAAACGUUCUAAAAUAUUUGAAAAUCUUCAAAGCUAUCGUCUUUUGGAAUAUAAGUCCAAACCUCGUACUCUUUUACUUCCACAGUUCAGUAAUGCUGACUCCGUCCUUGUAGUCCUUAGUGGAAAAGCCAUCAUCACAGUGUUGAAUCGCAAUGAUCGAAACUCUUUCAAUCUUGAACGUGGCGAUACCAUCAAACUCCCUGCUGGCACCAUUACUUAUUUGGCUAAUCGAGAUGAUAAUGAGGAUCUUAGAGUAUUAAAUCUCGACAUCCCAGUAAAUAGACUCAGUCAAUUGCAGUCUUUCUUAUUAUCUGGAACUCAAAACCAACCGUCAUUUCUAUCCGAGUUCAGCAAGAACAUUCUAGAGGCUGCUUUCAAUACGGAUUACGAGGAGAUAGAAAGGGUUCUUUUAGAAGAGCAGGAACAAGAGCCACAACACCGAAGGAGCCUUAGGGACAGGAGACAAGAGAUCCGCGAAGAAGAUGUAAUAGUAAAAAUAUCAAGGGAACAAAUUGAGGAACUUGGCAGAAAUGCAAAGUCUAGCUCCCAAAAAAGUGUAUCAUCGGAAUCUGAACCAUUCAACUUGAGAAGUCGCAAUCCUAUCUAUUCCAACAAGUAUGGCAAAUUCUUUGAGAUCACCCCAGAAAAAAAUCCACAACUUCAAGACUUGGACAUAUUUGUCAAGUCUGUGGAUAUUAAGGAGGGAUCUUUAUUGUUGCCAAACUACAAUUCAAGAGCCAUUGUGAUAGUAACGGUUAAUGAAGGAAAAGGAGAUUUUGAACUCGUGGGUCAAAGAAAUGAGAACCAAAAAGAGAAGAGAGAAGAAGGUGAUGAGGAAGAAAGGCAAGAAGAAGAGGAGAUAAGUAAACAAGUGCAAAGGUACAAAGCUAGGUUUUCUCCAGGUGAUGUUUUUGUAAUUCCAUCGGGUCACCCAGUUGCCAUAAAUGCCUCCUCGAAUCUCAACCUAAUUGGAUUUGGAAUCAAUGCCGAGAACAACGAAAGAUACUUCCUUGCAGGUGAGGAGGACAAUGUCAUAAGCCAAAUACAGAGGCCAGUGAAAGAGCUUGCAUUUCCUGGAUCUUCUAGGGAGGUUGACAGACUCCUAAAGAAUCAAAAGCAAUCUUACUUUGCAAAUGCUCAACCUCUACAAAGAGAGUAAGGAAGCCAUCAAAUAAGGAAUCAUCUAUCUUGUAAUAAGUAAUAAAUAUUAUGCAUGUAUGCUAUAAAGAGCUAUAGUUCAUAGUAAGCAGAGGAUGAAAUGUCAUUCUCUUGUAGCUAUAACUCGAGUUCCAGUUUUCUAUUAUGAAUAAAUAAACCAAGAAUAAAUUUUGAACCUCCUCUUAA